Molecule: messenger RNA, 4505 nt
Organism: Sorex araneus (European shrew)
Lineage: Eukaryota; Metazoa; Chordata; Mammalia; Eulipotyphla; Soricidae
Gene: SORCS2
Product: sortilin related VPS10 domain containing receptor 2
Exons: 27
Coding region: 68-3265 (1065 amino acids)
Cellular component (GO): membrane
Molecular function (GO): protein binding
Source: RefSeq, a predicted model, not a curated record
CCUCUCGCCCUCCGGCCGCUCGCGUGGGCCCCGCGGCCGCCGUCCCCGUCCCCGCGCGCCCGGCGCCAUGGCCCCGCUGCUGCUGCUGCUGCUGGCGGCCGGCGGGGCGGCGGGGCGCGCUCCCGGGGACGGGCGUCCGGGCCAGCUCGUCAGCUCGUCGUUCGUGCUCAAGGGGGACGCGACGCACAACCAGGCGAUGGUGCACUGGACGGGCGACAACAGCAGCGUGAUCCUGAUCCUGACCAAGUAUUACCAUGCAGACAUGGGCAAGGUUCUGGAAAGUUCUCUGUGGCGGUCCUCAGACUUCGGGACCACCUACAGCAAACUGACGCUGCAGCCUGGGGUCCCCACGGUCGUGGACAGCUUCUACAUCUGCCCAUCCAACAAGAGGAAGAUCAUCCUGGUCAGCUCCUCGCUCAGCGACAGGGACCAGAACCUGUUCAUCAGCACGGACGAGGGCGCGACCUUCCAGAAGCAGCCCAUCCCCUUCGCCGUGGACGCGCUGAUCUUCCACCCCAAGGAGGAGGACAAGGUGCUGGCCUGCAGCAAGGAGAGCCAGCUCUACAUGUCCGUGGACCUGGGGAGGACGUGGACGCUGCUGCAGGACCGCGUGACCAAGGACCGAGUGUUCUGGGCCGUGUCUGGGGUGGACGCCGACCCGGACUUGGUCCACAUGGAAGCCCAGGACGAGGGAGGAGGCUGCCGCUACGUGACGUGCCGCCUGCACAGCUGCUCCGAGAAGACGCGGGUGAGCCCCUUCUCGGGGCCCAUCACCCCCGACUCCCUGGCCGUGCAGGACGAUUACAUCUUCCUGAAGACAACCUCGGCAAACCGAACCAAAUACUAUGUCUCCUACCGUCGCGGCGAAUUUGUCCUGAUGAAGCUGCCCAAAUACGCACUGCCCAGGGACCUGCAGGUCAUCAGCACGGACGAGAGCCAGGUGUUCGUGGCGGUGCAGGAGUGGUACCAGACCGACACCUACAACCUCUACCAGUCGGACCCGCGCGGAGUGCGCUACACGCUGGUGCUGGAGGACGUCCGCAGCUCACGGCGGGCCGAGGAGAGUGUCCUCGUUGACAUCCUGGAGGUGCGGGGAGUGAAGGGCGUCUUUUUGGCAAACCAGAAACGAGAUGGGAAGGUAGUGACGCUUAUAACCUACAACAAAGGCCGAGACUGGGGUCACCUGCAGCCCCCCAGCACGGACAUGAAUGGGAAGCCCACCACCUGCAGGCCGCCUGACUGCCAUCUGCACCUGCACCUGCGCUGGGCUGACAACCCGUAUGUGUCGGGCACCGUCCACACCAAGGACACUGCCCCCGGGCUCAUCAUGGGCGCAGGAAACCUGGGCUCGCAGCUGGUGGAGUAUAAGGAGGAGAUGUAUAUCACGUCCGACUGUGGGCACACCUGGCGCCAGGUGUUUGAGGAGGAGCACCACAUCCUCUACCUGGACCACGGCGGGGUCAUCGUGGCCAUCAAGGACACCUCCAUCCCCUUGAAGAUCCUCAAGUUCAGCGCCGACGAGGGCCUCAGCUGGAGCACGCACAACUUCACCAGCACCUCGGUGUUUGUGGACGGGCUGCUGAGCGAGCCGGGGGACGAGACGCUGGUGAUGACCGUCUUUGGCCACAUCAGCUUCCGCUCGGACUGGGAGCUGGUCAAGGUGGAUUUCCGGCCCGUGUUCUCCAGACCAUGCGGGGAGGCCGACUAUGACCCCUGGGACCUGACCAACCUCCAGGGCGACCGCUGCAUCAUGGGCCAGCAACGAAGCUUCCGGAGGAGGAAGGCCACGUCCUGGUGCAUCAAGGGCCGCAGCUUCUCGUCGGCCCUCAGCGCCCGCGUGUGUCAGUGCCGCGACUCCGACUUCCUCUGUGACUACGGCUUUGAACGUGCCCCUGCCUCAGAGUCGGGUGCUCCCGAGUGUGCCGCCAACUUCUGGUUUGACCCACUGAGCCCACCCGAAGACUGUGCGCUGGGCCGGACUUACCCCAGCAGUGCCGGGUACCGCAAGGUGGUGUCGAGCGUGUGCGAGGGCGGCGUGGACCUGCAGCAGGGCCCAGCGCAGCUGCAGUGCCCCCUGACGGCGCCCCGGGGGCUGCGGGUCAGCAUCCGCGGCGAGGCGGUAGCCGUGCGGCCAGGCGAGGACGUGCUGUUCGAGGUGCGGCAGGAGCAGGGCGACGUUCUGACCACCAAGUACCAGGUGGACCUUGGGGACGGCUUCAAGGCCAUGUACGUGAACCUCACAUUGACCGGGGACCCCCUCCGCCACCGCUACGAGCGCCCCGGUGUGUACCGCGUGUGUGUCCGGGCGGAGAACGCGGCCGGGCACGAUGAGGCGGUGCUCUUCGUCCAGGUCAACUCUCCCCUGCAGGCCCUCUACCUCGAAGUGGUGCCUGUGGUUGGCGUCAACCAGGAGGUGACCCUCACGGCCGUGCUGCUGCCCCUGAACCCCAAUCUCACGGUCUUCUACUGGUGGAUCGGCCAGAGCCUGCAGCCCCUGCUGUCUCUGGACAACGCGGUGAGCACGCGCUUCGCGGAGCCGGGGGAUGUGCGCGUGACCGUGCAGGCGGCCUGCGGCAGCUCCGUGCUGCAGGACUCCAGGGUGGUCCGAGUGCUCGGUGAGUUCCCGGUGGUGCCCCUGCAGUUCUCCCAGGUCCUGGACGCACACAACCCCAACACCCCGGAGUGGAGAGAGGACGUCGGCCUGGUGGUCUCCCGGCUCCUCUCCAAGGAGGCCGGCAUCCCUGAGGAGCUGCUGGUGGCCGUGGUGAAGCCGGGGCUGCCCACGCUGGCCGACCUGCACGUGCUGCUGCCCCCUCCUAAGCCCACGCGGAAGCGGAGCAUCGGCAGUGACAAGAGGCUGGCGGCCGUGCGGGAGGCGCUGCGGGCGCAGAAGGUCAGCUUCCUGCUGCGGGGCGGCGUGCGCGUGCUGGUGGGCGAGCGGGCGGCGGGCACAGAUGUGCAGCGGCAGGGCAGCGGCGGCUACUGGGCGGCAGCCGUGCUCUUCGCCGUGGGGCUCUUCGCCGUGGGCGCCUUCAUCCUCUUCAAGUUCAAAAGGAAACGCCCCAGCAGGACCGUGUAUGCCCAGAUGCACAACGAGAAGGAGCAGGAGAUGACAAGCCCCCUGGGGCCGCCGCAGGGGGCGCAGAGUGGCAGCCGGGGCGAGGAGUUCAGGGAUGACGAUCUGGACUCACACACGCUAGGGAACCACUCUGGCGUGGUGCUGAGCAUUAACUCCCGGGAGAUGCACAGUUACCUGGUGAGCUGAUGCCCACCCUCCUGCUCCCCGGCCGUGGCCACCGCCAGGACGCCUCCUCCUCCAGCGGUCCCCACGCCAGGCCUCCGAUGGCCCCCCGGUUCAGCUGCAGCCCCCCGGUCCAUAGUCGCGGGGCUCCACGGCCCCUCCCUGGAUAUCAGGCCUCACCCGUCUGCGGAUCAUGCUGUCUCCACCCCAGGUCGCCCAGGCCCGGGGCCUGACCCCUCACGGCGGUUUCCCGCGGCUCCAGGGCGAGCCUGCCUGGCUACCUGACCAGACCCGCAGAACCCCCCGCCCCUGCACUGCAGCCCCAGCCCCCAGAACCGCCCGAGCUUCCCUCCCAGCUCUAGCGCUGUGUCCCCAUAAACUGCGGCUCGGAGCCGUGCUGCCGGCAAUGCCUCAACUUCCCGCCAGGGGGGCGCAGCUGAUGGUGGCGUCCGGGAUCCUUUUCCAGGGGUGGCGUCGCACCCUAGAACCCUGCAGGCCUUGAGCAGGGCGGCCUGUGCCCGAGGCUUAGUGGGUGUGGGGGCUCGGGCACGCAGAGGGCCGGCCAGAGGUACCCGGCGUGCGGUUCCGCUGGCACCGCCUGGAGCAGGGUUGCCCCCCACAUCUGCACCUGGGUCCGGAGAUUUUCACCUUUUGCCUUGAAACAGGAACUCGGAACCGUCCCAUGCACCACCGGGGAGGAGCUGGGGAAGGGGCUUUCCCUGCCGCUGCGGGGAUCCCCCAGGGCCCCAGCACGAUGCGGGCCAGCAGAGGGGGCGCUGCCCAGGGCCACCUCCCGCUGCCAACAGGACCUCGGAGAUGUACAGGAAGGGGCAGGGGUCGCUGUGGGGACCUACCCGUUCCCACCACCUGCCCACUCCAAGGUCCCCCUUAAGGGACACCUGGGCUCCACCCUCCACCUCCUGGCCUGCCCCUCAGACACAAGGUCAAACCCGCCAGCUCCCCUCGGACACACGCCUGGCGCCCGCAGUCCCCAGGGCCUGCGGGCCCCCCCUUCAGAGCGGGAGCUCGCUCCCAUUCACUUUCCUCUCUGCGUGUUGAGAGGGACUCAGAGGGUGUGGGGCAGGUGCUGGGCUAACUGCAGCGACCCCAGGGGGUGACGCCUCGGGGUGGGGUCCACUGUCACCCUCCCAGGUGUCUGGCUGGAGCAGGUGCCCAAAGACGCCAACCUUCUUAGUUUUCCUUUUUAAAGACCAAUAAAUCGUUUGAGAUGCUUUUAACAAAGAUUAAACAAAGAUGAUCUGCA